Molecule: messenger RNA, 1821 nt
Organism: Baudoinia panamericana UAMH 10762
Lineage: Eukaryota; Fungi; Ascomycota; Dothideomycetes; Mycosphaerellales; Teratosphaeriaceae
Exons: 2
Coding region: 1-1821 (606 amino acids)
Molecular function (GO): aldehyde dehydrogenase (NAD+) activity
Source: RefSeq, a predicted model, not a curated record
AUGGACCUCGAAAUCUUUGGACGCGCUGGGGCCACUCUUGUCGAAUUCAGGACGCAGUUCAACGCCGCCGUUGUCGUCUUCGUUCUCUGGCUGUUUUACAGGCUAUCGAAACGCGAUCACGAACGCGCAGUAGCCUUCACCGCCACAACCCCCGAGCAGUGUGCGCCAGGCUGGCAAGGCAAGGUGUUGAACGACCCGACCAUCAAGGUACCCGAUUCGCAUAUAAUCCAGUGCUAUGCUCCAGCUACGGGCGAAUUGCUUGGCCAUAUCAACCCUGUCACCCCCGACGGUGUCGAUCGAGCAAUUAUUCGGGCUGCUGCAGCACAGAUUCAGUGGGCUAAGUCUACGUUCGCUCAACGCAGGAGAGUGCUCAAGACUCUUCUGAAGUUUAUCCUCGAGAACCAGGAUGAAAUCGUGCAAGCAGCAUGCAUUGACAGUGGCAAAACGCGCGUCGACGCGUUAUUUGGUGAGGUUUUGGUGACAGCAGAGAAGCUCAAAUGGACGAUCGAUCAUGGCGAGAAGGCGCUCCGGCCGUCGCAGCGCCCAACGAAUCUACUGAUGUUCUACAAGAAGAAUGAAGUCCGCUACGAAGCUCUGGGUGUGGUGGCUGCUUGUGUGAGCUGGAAUUAUCCGUUCCACAACUUCCUCGGACCGGUAAUCUCUGCGCUGUUUGCAGGCAAUGGCAUUGUGGUCAAGGUCAGCGAGCAAGUAGCAUGGAGUUCGGCUUACUUCGCCAACAUUGUUCGUUCUGCACUGACGGCUUGCGGUCACGACCCAAACCUCGUGCAAGCAAUUGCCUGCUGGCCGCAGACUGCUGCUCACUUGACCAGUCAUCCUGGAAUCAAUCAUCUAACCUUCAUCGGAAGCCGACCAGUCGCGCAUGAAGUUGCGAAAUGUGCAGCAAAGGCACUUACACCGCUAUGUGUCGAGCUCGGAGGCAAAGACGCGGCCAUCAUUCUCGACCAUCCCUCCAAAACACCUACGAGCGACGGUGAGAUGCACCGAGUAGCAUCCAUCAUCAUGCGUGGAGUGUUCCAGUCCGCCGGUCAGAAUUGCAUUGGAAUUGAGCGGGUGAUCGCCAUGCCAAUCGCUUACGACAGGCUUGUCGGCUUACUGGAGCCACGGAUCAAGGCUCUCAGAUUGGGCAGCGAUUUGACGGAAGAAGGUGUGGAUAUGGGUGCAAUGGUAUCUAGCGCAUCAUUCGCGAGGCUGGAGACGCUGGUAGCGGAAGCCGUCGCUCAAGGGGCGAGGUUACUCGCGGGUGGAGGCAGGUAUGAGCAUCCGAAACAUUCCAAAGGGCACUAUUUCGAGCCCACUCUGCUCGUGGACAUCCUUCCGAGCAUGAGGAUCGCGCAGGAAGAACUCUUCGGACCGGUGUGCGUAAUGAUGCAGGCAAAGAGCGUGGACGACGCUGUCCGCAUGACAAACAGCAGCUCCUACGGUCUUGGUUGCUCUGUCUUUGGGCCAACAACGAAUGCAAAGGCACGCGCAAACCUUGAAGACGUGGCACGUGGGGUAAGGGCGGGUAUGGCGGCUAUCAAUGAUUUUGCCGUGUUCUACGCUGUGCAGCUGCCGUUUGGUGGUACAAAAGGCUCCGGUUAUGGCAGAUUUGCCGGCGAGGAAGGGUUGAGAAGUUUGUGCAACUUGAAGAGUGUGUGCAGCGACAGAUGGCCAAGCCUCAUCAAGACGGCUAUCCCGGAAGCUCUGGACUACCCAAUGAAACCCCACGCUUUCAGCAUGGGCAGAGGGAUUGUCGAAGUGGGAUAUGGCGAGACUCUCAAACGGCAAGCCGGAGGCCUGCGACGCAUACUGCACAUGUGA